Messenger RNA from Leptopilina boulardi, 1869 nucleotides. RefSeq lists its product as uncharacterized. The record is from RefSeq and is a predicted model, not a curated record. NCBI's taxonomy places the organism in Eukaryota, Metazoa, Arthropoda, Insecta, Hymenoptera, Figitidae. Gene Ontology annotation, molecular function: aspartic-type endopeptidase activity; zinc ion binding; nucleic acid binding. The transcript has 2 exons. Gene Ontology annotation, biological process: proteolysis. The coding region runs from base 1 to 1869 and encodes 622 amino acids.
AUGGAGGUAGAAAACGAAGAACGAAUUGACAUGGCAUUGACCGGAUUCGGCCUAUCAGCGGAACAGGACAAACGUAAACGGAGUAAAGGUAAGAUUGAUUUUAAAGAUGUCGCUACUGCUAGCGUACUUUUCGCAUCUAAAGAUGAUAAAGUUUCAAUUUGUAUUUUUUGUAAAUCAAAUCACGAGAGUCGCGAUUGUGAAGAAGCGCGGAAACUUGAUUCAGCAGAGCGUUCUGCAGUCGUUAAAAAAGAAAGAUGCUGUUUUAAAUGUCUAAAGCGCGGGCAUAUUUCUAAAUUGUGUAGAGUUCGAUUGAAAUGUGAUUGGUGUGCGGGUAAACAUGUAUUGUUGAUGUGUCCGGGUAUUGGUCAAGGCAACGGUUUAGAACGGAGAAAGAUUGAUUCGAGUAGUAAUGAGAAAUUAAUAGUUGAAAAUAAUUUGGCAAGUUUUAGUAAUUCUUCGUUUAAAAUUUGUUUACAAACAUUGCGCGUGAAAUUGUUUUCGAAGAAUCGAGAGAAAAUUGUAAGAGUUCUUAUAGACACCGGUUCUCAACGAUCAUAUGUUCGUGAUGAUCUUGCGAGAGAGAUGGACUACGUGUCAGAAGGGGAAAUGAAAAUGACUCAUUCUUUAUUCGGUGGGGCGAAAUCCAAGUGUGAAACACACAGCGUGUAUAAGAUUCGAGUGAGAAGUCUCGACAACCAAUAUGUUUGUAAUUUUUUGGCGAUAAGUCAGGGUAUUAUUUGUGAUACGGUUCCAAGUAUUAAUCAUGAUGUUUGGGUUGAGGAAUUGUAUACAAAGGGUAUCGUCUUGUCGGAUGUUGGUUCGAGCGAUAGAGGUUGUAUAGAUAUUCUCGUCGGUGCAGAUAUAGCGGGGAAAUUGCUUACAGGAAAAAGAUACGAAUUAGAGAAUGGGUUAGUAGCUCUCGAAACCUUGUUAGGUUGGACCGUAAUGGGUAAAUUGCCUAAUGUUACGAAAGAGAUGGAUGCCGCGAUGCUUAUUAAUGUCAUGUUUGUUAAAGAGGCGGAUCCAUGCGAUUUGUGGCGCUUAGAUGUUAUAGGGAUCAAAGAUCCAAUUGAAAAAGUAAACAAAAGUAUAAAAGAUGAACAAACGUUAAAAUUUGUAAUAGAUAAUGCAAAAUUGACCGGGGAAAAUCGAUACGAAAUUUCUUUGCCGUGGGUAGAAGAGCAUGCACCUAUCCCAGAUAAUUAUGACAUUUCAUAUAAAAGAUUAAUAAAAACAAUUGAAAAAUUAAAAACUAAAAAUCUUUAUAGUGAUUAUGACGCUGUUUUCAAAGAAUGGAUAAACGAAGGAAUCAUUGAGGAACUAAGGUCCCUUUCCUCAUGGAACGUCACAUAUGAAAAAACGCAAAAAGAGGUUCACUAUUUACCGCAUCGUCCGGUGGUCAAAUUGCAGAGUACGACUAAGAUUCGACCAGUGUUUGACGCGUCAACCAAGCGAGAAAGUUGUCCAUCCUUAAAUCAAUGCUUAGAACAGGGACCAAAUUUAAUCGAACUCGUGCCAGACUCGUUGAAUCGGUUUAGAGAAAGGGCCAUUGGGGUAAUAGCAGACAUACGAAAAGCUUUUUUGCAAAUAAGUGUUAAUGAAGCAGAUAGAGAUUAUCUUAGAUUUCUUUGGAUUCGAGAAAACAAGACUUUAGUAUUUCGUCAUUGCAGAUUAGUAUUUGGGCUGUCAUGUAGUCCGUUCGUUUUGGCCGCUAUAAUAAAAUUGCUUUUGAGUUCGGCUCAGAAAAAAGCAAUAAAUUCGCAAGUUCAGUGGACCGAGAAAACAGUGAAAAACUUGUGUGAAGCAUUUUAUGUGGAUAAUUGUACUACUAGUGUAGACUCUGAAGCAGAAUUACAAACAUUCAAGUAA